AUGGUCCACGCCCGACCAUCUCCGAUUUUUUUAAAAUUUGAACAAUGUGAGGAAUGCCCAGGAAAACUGAGUGUCGAAAAUAACUUAAGAGCGAUUUUCGAAGAAGCUGUAAUUUCCCAUGAUGAUAAUCGCGAGGAUUUUGGAUUAAAAGCAGAAUGGCACUUUUUUGCAACUUCUCAUGGUAAAAGUCCUUGCGAUGGAAUUGGAGGGACAACAAAAAGAUUGGUUGCAAGAGCAAGUUUGCAGGCAUCAACAAAAGAUCAGAUAUUGAACGCCAAAGAUUUUUACACAUAUGCUGAUGCGAAAAUAAAUGGUAUUAAAUUUUUUUGGGUAGACAAAAAAGAAAUUAAAGAUCUGCUAGGAAUGCUUGAAAAAAGAUUUAGGUCAGCAGAUAAAAUAAAGGGUUGUCGAAGUCAUCACUCAUUUAUUCCAGACAAAAAUGAUCAACUUUUGAUGAAACGUUUGUCUUCAGAUUUAUUUGGAUACAAUUUUAAUAAAAAUGAAAGUGAAGACACCAAUGAUGAUUACGAGCCGGGUCGAUUUGUAGCUUUGGUCUAUGAUAAGAAAUGGUAUUUAGGAAACAUUAUAGAAAGAGAUGAUAAAAAUGAUGAUUUAAAAGUUAACUGUCUGAAGAAAUUUAAAGAAAAUAUUUUUUAUUGGCCUAAAAAUGUAGAUAUUUGCUAUGUACCAUUUAAACAUAUUUUGAUUCUUAUACCUGAUGAUAACAUUUCUUAUGUUGGAAAAAUUCACAUAACUCUUCCUGAAACUGUUUUUAAACACAUUAGCACGUUGUAUAAUAAUUUUAAAUUGAAAAAAAAAAAAUUGACACUUGAAAAAAAUUUGUUUUGCCUGUUUUUGAAGUUGUUUUAUUUUUCAAAGAAAGCAAACGCCAAUUUUAUUUUUUGA
This is a messenger RNA of Helobdella robusta, 906 nucleotides long. RefSeq lists its product as hypothetical. The coding region runs from base 1 to 906 and encodes 301 amino acids. The record is from RefSeq and is a predicted model, not a curated record. The transcript has 3 exons. NCBI's taxonomy places the organism in Eukaryota, Metazoa, Annelida, Clitellata, Rhynchobdellida, Glossiphoniidae.